This is a messenger RNA of Herpailurus yagouaroundi (jaguarundi), 1737 nucleotides long. RefSeq names its product olfactory receptor 1L1-like. NCBI's taxonomy places the organism in Eukaryota, Metazoa, Chordata, Mammalia, Carnivora, Felidae. Bases 378 to 1322 code for a protein of 314 amino acids. Gene Ontology annotation, cellular component: membrane. The transcript has a single exon. Gene Ontology annotation, biological process: G protein-coupled receptor signaling pathway. Gene Ontology annotation, molecular function: olfactory receptor activity; G protein-coupled receptor activity. The record is from RefSeq and is a predicted model, not a curated record.
UAUGUCAGCAUUCAUAUUUACCUGUUUCACUUAGGUAUUUGGGGUUUUUUGUUGUCGUUUAUUUACUUUGUUUUGUUUGCAAGGAGGGUAGAGAGAUGAACCUCAACCUGACAUAUCUGAAUAAGCAUUUAUGGGGAGCUAGAGAAACAUGCAUCACUGAGGUCCACCAAGGAUUCUUUCUGAAAGGAAAUCCUUUCUCUGAUGUACCUGCAUUUAACACAGGUUAAACUUUUGUAUUGUUCAACUCCUUUUUGUGGAAGGGAAGGAAGACAGAAUCAUGGGCAAUUUAUAGGAAUUCUUGGGGAGAUAGGAAUAAAUUGGAACUUGUUGAAUUGAAAGUUCUGGAAUUUUCCAUAUUCACUGGUACAUGCAGGAUUAUGGAGACGGUCAAUCAAACCGGCAGUGUCUCUGAGUUCAUCCUCUUGGGACUGUCCUCCCAGCCUGAGGACCAGAAGCCACUUUUUGCCCUGUUCUUCAUCAUGUACAUGGUCACUCUGGUAGGAAACCUGCUCAUCAUCCUGGCCAUCCGCUCUGACACUCAACUCCAGACAGCUAUGUAUUUUUUCCUCAGCAUCUUAUCCUUCAUUGAUGUUUGCUACACAACAACCAUCAUUCCCAAGAUGCUGGUGAACUUCCUGUCAGAGAAGAAGUCCAUCUCCUACGCUGAGUGUAUGACCCAGAUGUAUUUCUUCUUGGCUUUUGCCAACACAGAAAGUUAUCUCCUGGCUGCCAUGGCCAUUGACCGCUUUGUGGCCAUCUGUGACCCAUUCCACUAUGUCACCACCAUGAGCCACCGCCGCUGCGUCCUGCUGCUGGCCUUCUCCUGCUCCAUCUCUGACCUCCAUUCCCUGUUACUAGUUCUUCUGAUAAACCGUCUCACCUUCUGUGACUCCAAUGUUAUCCCCCACUUCCUCUGUGACAUCAACCCUCUGCUGAAAUUGUCCUGCUCCCCCACAUUUGUCAAUGAAAUUGUAAUUAACACAGAAGGAUUGAUAACCCUGGUGACCCCCUUUAUGUGUGUUGUCAUCUCUUAUGUCCGGAUCCUCAUUGCUGUUCUUAAGAUCCCUUCAGCUGCGGGGAAGCGUAAAGCUUUCUCUACCUGUGGCUCCCACCUCACCAUGGUGACCCUCUUUUAUGGAAGCAUUAUUUAUGUUUAUUUCCGACCCCUGUCUAGCUAUACCAUCAAGGACAGGGUGGCAACAGUCAUCUAUACAGUUCUGUCCUCCAUGCUGAACCCUUUUAUCUAUAGUCUGAGGAACAAAGACAUGAAGCAAGGCCUGAGGAAGCUGAUGGGCAGGAGGUCCCAGGCAGCACUUUCGUGAGCACACUCAGAAGCAGGUCUUCUUUGAGCCUUCAUUUCUGCUGAUUCCUGGUCUACAUACCAAGCUGCUAGAAGUUAGCAUACCUAAACUGAGUGUUCGUGGGAAAUUGUAUAAGUGACCAGACUAGAAUAUUAUAUACCAAGUCUUAUAUAUUCAUAAUAUUUUAUAUUUAUCUUACAGUAUAAUAAUAGUAAUAAUAAUAAUAAUAAUAAUAAUAAUAUAUCUUAUCAUAUACCCACCAAUCAAAGCCACCUCAUUAGGGCCACCUAACUGACCCAGGGUCUUUGCACCCAUUUCUCAUUUUCUUACUCCCAUUCCCUUUUCCUAUCCACUCUUUCCAAGUGCAACUAAAAAUUUCUCACUAAUUUUUCUUGACUAGAUUUCUCCUUGUCAAUAACUCUGAAUUCCCAGGGUG